This is a messenger RNA of Pseudozyma flocculosa PF-1, 1074 nucleotides long. RefSeq lists its product as uncharacterized. Gene Ontology annotation, biological process: intein-mediated protein splicing. The coding region runs from base 1 to 1074 and encodes 357 amino acids. Lineage: Eukaryota; Fungi; Basidiomycota; Ustilaginomycetes; Ustilaginales; Ustilaginaceae. The transcript is spliced from 3 exons. The record is from RefSeq and is a predicted model, not a curated record.
AUGUCUAGCCGAGAGCUCGAGGUCGUGGCAACACACAACCAGCGCUUCGCCCUCAACACGAGAGCAGACCCCAACACGUCACAACACCGAGACUGGGCAGCGUUCGUCGGCUUUGUCCUUGGAGAUGGUGGAGUCAUCUUUCCCAUCCAGGGACCUCCCUACCUUUUGGUCACCCAGGUCAAAGACGAUGGUGUCACCUACAUCGACGGGAUCGUCCGACGGCUGCAGCGGCAGCUUCCGCACCUUGGCCUGCGUCGCAAGCGGCCGACGCAGCGGAACCCUGUGUACACCUGCAUCUGCAGGCACCAGGGUGUCGUCGAGUUCUUCAAGCCGAUGGUCGUCGGUCCUCGCUCCUACGACCCAGACAAUGACGACCACGUGAAGAACUACGAGGCUCACCACUAUCACAGCAUCGCAGAUGGGCCCCAAGACCACGACAUUCCUUUGCCAGCACGCAGGAAGCGGGGCGGCAAGUGGCGGUACAUCCGCCGUUGGAUGGGGGACGGUCACGCAGUAUGGCUCACCAAGAUCGACAAGUUCACGGCUCGCGCCAUCCUCGAAGGCUUCGCCGCGGCCGACGGCCUCAUGGCCCACCUCAAGCGCUCUUGGGGCCGGGGAGGGCGACGUCCUUACCGGAUCUCCAACCCCCCGCUCUUCGAUGGAAACCUGGUUCAAGUGUACAACUCCAGCUUGCCACUCAUCGAAGACCUCUCUAUGCUGGCAGGCAUUGGAGAGGUGCAUCCUAUCCCGUCAAGAGUCACGAACCUUGCAGACGCUGGUGCCAUCGGACACAUUGGCGCCAGGCAGAUCAACCGCAAUGCGACACAGUGGAUGGUAGGCAUGCACUACCGAAAGUGCGUGCCAUUGAGGAAGCCGUUGCCAUACCUCAACCCACGGCACGACGGCUUUGUCUACACCAUUGUGAUGCCUUCUAAGCAUUGCUUCCUUGCCCGCCGUCGCGUCAUGUGGGAUCCUGAUGUCCCCGGUCAGAGCGUCAGGACUGGAGAGACGUUCAUGAAGCCGUUCUUGACCACUGGCUUCGCACCAGAGCACCCCGAACCUCCUGUUCUGUAG